Molecule: messenger RNA, 525 nt
Organism: Hyaloperonospora brassicae
Lineage: Eukaryota; Oomycota; Peronosporomycetes; Peronosporales; Peronosporaceae
Source: the annotation of a GenBank genome assembly
AUGCACAAUUCAACUGGCGGCCGUACCGCAAAGAACAGCAGUUCCAGUCGACGUGGUCCACGUCGAGAGCAGAAGAAGAAGAUGGACUACGAAGCGCGUAUCACCCGCAACGGCGUAUCGGCUAAUCACCUGCUGAACUUCUCAAUGCCCGAACGUGAGAAGACGGCGCAUUCUCAGUAUCGAAAGAAGAAGAAGAAGAGCUCAGUGCCUCGCACACAGAUGGAAUAUCUUCAUGCCAACUACCGCUUUGUGAUUGCACCACUUGACCCCGAUGAUGUCGUACCGACAUGGGAUCUUGAAGCCCUUGCUGAGUGGUCCUCGGUUGAACAAGUGCUGCUGUGGUAUGACGUCGAGAGCCCGCAAACUUGUCCGAUUUGCAUGGAUACGUUCCGCGCUCCGAAGAUUACAAAGUGUGGCCACAUCUUCUGCUGGCCAUGUAUACUCCGCUACUUAUCGAUGACGGAAAAGUAUUGGCGCCGCUGCCCAAUGGUCCGGCGUAACUUUUCAAUUCCUGGAGCGUUCUAA